Molecule: messenger RNA, 2531 nt
Organism: Myotis myotis
Lineage: Eukaryota; Metazoa; Chordata; Mammalia; Chiroptera; Vespertilionidae
Product: TERF1-interacting nuclear factor 2-like
Biological process (GO): regulation of telomere maintenance via telomere lengthening; telomere capping
Cellular component (GO): shelterin complex
Molecular function (GO): telomeric repeat DNA binding
Source: RefSeq, a predicted model, not a curated record
CCGUACAGGGGAAGCCGCCGCUAACGAAAACGGCCAGUACCGAACAGGACGCUCUUAAUGAGGCAGCCAGUAACCUGCAGGCCGCCUGUAUUGAGGCAGCCAGUACCUGGAGGCCGAAAUUACGGAGGCAACUAGUAGCCUGGAGGCGGCCAUGAUCGCGGCAGUCCUACCCUGAAGGCCGCCAUUAAUGAGACAGUCAUUCAGUACCGGGAGAUGCAGCGCCGGUUGGAGACCUGGGAUUUAAGGAAUUUCCGUGGGUGAUGAUGAUGGAGAGGACAAGGCGCAUGAUCCGGCUUUACAGAAUAGAAAGUCAAGCCUCAAAGAGAGGGACGUUACUUCUAUGCACGUCUGCCAAGAGCCGCAGGGCCGAGAGGGCCCUGACCGGCUGUGAAGGGGCCACGCUACCGCCGAGGAUCUGACGGAGAGGGCGGGUCGGGGCUUCCUGACGCGCCUUCGCGUUCCCCCGCCCCGCCUCCUCCAGCGGUGACCCGUCGGUUUUCCAUUUAUCGCACUUUUCCAGGGCAAGAAAAAGUGGUGGCAGGGCCGGAAGCGCGGUAGCCCUUGGGUUCGAGACGACGGCGCCGUUUAAGGCAGAGCGAGCGUCCUGGUACCAUUAGAGCCGCUAGAUUCUUCACCCGGGCUCCGGCCCAAAUUGGAGAAAACCUACAAAGUUCUGGCGGCCUAUGGAAGGGCGCUGAGGGUCGCAAAGCAUAGGGUGCCCAUCGGAAACGCCGAGCCUCCCAAGGCCACCGGAAGCCGCGCCCCUGGGCGGGGUCAGACAGCCUCUGGGAGGAAAGAAGCGAAGCCCCGCCCCUGGGCGGGGUCAGACAGCCUCUGAGAGCCACCGGAAGCCGCGCCCCUGGGCGGGGUCAGACAGCCUCUGGGAGGAAAGAAGCGAAGCCCCGCCCCUGGGCGGGGUCAGACAGCCUCUGAGAGCCACCGGAAGCCGCGCCCCUGGGCGGGGGUCAGACAGCCUCUGGGAGGAAAGAAGCGGAGCCCCGCCCCGCGGCGGAGCGCGCCUGCCAUGGCUGCGCCUCCGGGUGCUGGCCCCGCUGCCCUGCGCUUAGCUGCCGCCGCCAGCUGGAGGGCCGUGCGCGGACGCUACGUGGAAUACUUUCCGCGAGUGUUGGAGUUUCUGCGGUGCCUGCGCGCUGCUGCUCCCGGCUUGGUUCGCUACCGCCACCACGAGCGCCUGUGCAUGGGCCUAAAGGCCAAGGUGGUGGUGGAGCUGAUCCUCCAGGGCCGGCGUUGGGCCCACGUUCUGAAUUCCUUGUAUCUCCACUUUCCAGUGUCUGGACCUACUGUAGUGCGGGACCCCAAAGCUACAGAACAGGAUCUGAAGAUCAUCUCCGAGGCACAGGAAGCCUUUCGCCAGCAGGUGAAGCUGCUGGCAGAGGCCCCUGAGGAUUUGGAUUGGAAGUUGCUGGAACUUGAACAAGAGUAUGGGGAGCCCUUUCUAGCUGCCAUGGAAAAGCUAUUUUUUGAAUACUUGUGUCGGCUGGAAAAAGCACUGCCUACCCCCCACACAGAGCAGCUUCAGGAUGUGCUGAGCUGGAUGCAGCCUGGGAUUUCUAUCACAUCUUCUUUUGCUUUGAGCCAAUAUAGUGUGGACAUGGGGUGGCCACUUCCAGAGUGCUCUGUGACUAAUUCAAUGAACAUGUCAGAGUCCAUGGAGCCCAGUCCUCCUCAGCAACCAAGACCAGCACUCCAUCAACCUGUGCCAAAAAGCAACUCUGGCCCACACCAUCCUCAGGGACCAGCCUCAAGAAAGCACCCAGAACCUUUGGCUGGCCACCACUUCAAUUUGGCUCCUCUAGGCCAGCGAAAAACCCACGCCCAGUGGACAUCCACGAGGGUAGGCCAUAAAGAGCACCCCACAGUCAUGCUAUUCCCCUUUAGGAAUUGGAGUUCACCAACCUACGUCAUAUAUCAACAGAACAGGAAAGAACAAGGGACACACACAGCAGUUCCAGCAGGUGAUGUGGGCACGAAAGCAGCCUCCACUGGAAAGUCUAGGAGUCCAUCCCAGACCCUGGGUGGAAAGACUGUGAAGGAGAACCCAGCUGACUUGUCUGCCUCGGAGCAAAAGGCGAAUUGCUGGGACUGCUCCAUGGAGCCCCUGAGAUUAAGAGUACUUAAUUCUGGUUUCCUUCUUGCAGUGUGUCCUCCAUCUCUGUGCAGCCCUGUCAUGACCAGAGGGGACUUGGUUUUGGACUCUGAUGAGGAGGAAAAUGGCCAGAGUGGAGGAAUGGAGUCUCUGGAAAACUAUGAGAAGACAAAGUUUGACAACCUAGUCCCCACCUUCUGUGAAUACCUCCCCUCUCAAAGUCCCAGUGCUAUGUCUGCCCCUUCCCAUGACCAUGUAGGCCCCUCUGAUAGGACCAGAAUGCCAUCAUCUUGCCUGUCUCCUUCCUCCUCACCUCUGCAGGCCAUUUGGUAGGGAUAAAGUGGAAGCCCAGCCUUGGGUUGCUUGACUCUGUGGCCCAAAUUACUUUGUAAUUCUUGAUCAUUAAACUUUGGAUUUGUUAAAA